GCCACGGCCGGGGUUGUGCGCUCUGGUUGCGGAGCGAGCGCCGGGCUAGGGAGACCAGCGGCUGGCACUGGGCCGCAUGGAGCUGCUGGCGCUGCACACGCGGCGGCGGCGGGGGGCGCUGCUCCCGCAGGAGCCGGGAGACCCGGAGCGCAAACGAGUAUGCAAAAGUUUAGAGACCGUUCCAAAUGAGAGUGAUUUUUGCCACCAAUUAAAUGAAUGUGCUAUGGAUUACUGGAGUAUGGAGCUGGAUUCAAAACAGAAAGAUACCACAGAACAAUUUAUUCCUCGGACUCCUAAGGAAAAGCCAAAUUCAAUGAUUUUUCAAAAUCAUGGAAGCAAAGGUACUGCCCAGCCUUGCCCAAGAUGUAUUGCAGGAGAAUCUGGACACUUCAACCAUAUUAUGGGCUUCUAGAAGAAGAGAGACUGCAAAGCAGCAAUGUUCAGUUUGUUUUUAAAACCCCCAAACAGUACUAUAAAACUGUUGAAGAAAAAGCUCACCUAUUGUGAACUGAUCUAAUCUACUGUGCUUUAACAAAUUAGAGAAUGUCCUUCCAGCCUAUUUCAACCCUCACCUGCCACUGUGAGUUUGCAAAUAGCUUUGGGUAAACCAGUUGUCUACCAGUUCACAUAAUACAUAUGAUUGUUGUAAAAUAUGGAAUGGUUGUAUAAAGCAGAAUAUGGUGUUCCCUUCUGUUCCUCAGAGAAGGGCCCAUUAAGACUUGCUUAGACCUUGCCUGCUUAGACCUUGCCACUUCUUCAUGAAUGAGGAAUGUCAUUUUAACUUUUGCAUCCUCCCCUCUUACCUUUCCAUGCCAAUUUUCUCUAGUCCUUUAAACACCAUACAUUAUUACUGUGUUUUAGUUCUGGAUAUCAUCUAAUUCUCUUGCCUCUAAAGUAAACCUUGAGACCUGAAAGCACAAUUUGCACUGAAAUUAUAGAUCAUUACAGAUCUGCAUUUUUAGUCACCUUAUAACUCUGAUACAUCCUCCUUUUUUCAGAGUCUACAAAACAAACAGAAAAAAAUUGUCAACCAUUCCUCUGAUGCUAAUCUACAGUCUUGCUUCUUUUGAUAGGCAUUGGUGGCUUUACUGUACAUGAAGUAGGUCCUUCAGUAAUCAAGGUUUUAUCAAAAUUACUUCUCAGAUUAAUUCACAUUGUGAAAGUACAUUCAUCCUAACUUUGUAAUGGCAUCUACUAGCAAUCCCCUUAAUACUUUUUUUCUUAAUGUAAUUUACAGUAAAAUAUUGAAAAGCUUCUGGGAUGUAAAAUUAUAAGAGGAAGGUAUGCUGCAUAUUUUUUAAAAUCACAGCAGCCUAGGAGUGCCAUUUUACCACCCAUUGUUUUGAACUUGCACAUAGCCAGAAGCCUUAAAGUUAAUUUAGCCAUGUUCCUGAGGAUGCUACUAGAUGUUGUUUAAUAAAAUACUUCUGUGUAGAUGCAAAUCCAGCUUUAUGUGUCAUGUCCAUAACCAUUUGUGAAACACCUAGUAUAGUUAAGCAUCACUUUCUUGGGCCCUAUCACAUUCCCAAUGAAUUCAAUAGCGAAGUCCCAAUUGUUUCAUUGGGAGUAAGACAUGGCCCUCUAGGUGUCCCUGAUGUUCUUCCCUUGGCCUUUUCACAGGUCAGUCACUGUUAUUCAGUAUCCGAUACUAACUUCGGCUGGUUCUCACUGGAAACAAUGUAAUUUCUCUAGAUUUUCAUGAACUACAGAAUAUGUAAAAGUCCAUUGCAGAAAUUGAGUGGGUGACUUUUCAUUUCCAUAUCUGAAGCUUUAGGGCAACUCUGGGCUGCUUUGUGGUAUGUUUACAUGCCAAAAUUGUUUUUGAAGUUUUUCCCCCUAUGGAAUAUGGAAUGUGUGUCUAAACAGGCUGGUAUGAAAACCUUUUGAAAAUGAGAUCUUUUAAUAUUUUAAAGACAUAACAUUAGUAAUUUUUUUUAAUGUAUUGUAUUUGUCAUCCCGUUCCAGGCUUGCCAUCAGUCAGAAUGGUAAAGCUGUUGUAAUGGGUACCGACAAAUACAAUACAGAUUUGGAGAGGUAAGCAUUCUUCAGAGAAGACUUGUGUUAAAUCUGCACUAGAACCACAAUAUUAUUGUUUUGAGAGUUUUCCUUACCAUAUAAUAUAUCGCUGUGGUAUUUUGAUUUUUUUGGUAAUGUUAUAUACACUUUAUAUUUCCUAAUGUUUAUGCUUUUGUACACAAAAUAACCUGUGAGAGGUACGUUUGAAUGUGUAUAGCAAUACACAGACUUGUUUUCUGGUUUUAAUCCAGAUAUAACUGAUACAAUCUAAUAUUUUUAUCUGAUCUUUUUUAACUUUGUAUUUUGUAAAUUGCUGCUCACAAAAGCAGUAACAUUAAACCCCAUCUUGGCUUAAAA
This is a messenger RNA of Gopherus evgoodei (Goodes thornscrub tortoise), 2373 nucleotides long. RefSeq names its product chromosome 7 C10orf143 homolog (gene C7H10orf143). The record is from RefSeq and is a predicted model, not a curated record. The transcript is spliced from 5 exons. Lineage: Eukaryota; Metazoa; Chordata; Testudines; Testudinidae. The coding region runs from base 77 to 412 and encodes 111 amino acids.